Molecule: messenger RNA, 1412 nt
Organism: Cladocopium goreaui
Lineage: Eukaryota; Dinophyceae; Suessiales; Symbiodiniaceae
Source: the annotation of a GenBank genome assembly
AUUGAAACUGGGGAAAUCCCCAUUGCGCCAUGCUGUUUCUGCCAUGGACGGCGCCGCAGCCUCCACACCGGUGGUGGCACCAAGCAUCGACGAACUAGCGGAUGAACUCAUUAGGCGGGGGGAAGAGCGGCGACGCUACCUGAAAGAGGAGAAGGAGAAGAUGAUGCUGGAAUUUGAGGCGAAGCGUGUCCAGCUGCACACGGAAUACUCCAGCCGACUUCUCCAAGCCGAUGAGGAGCUCCGUGGCGUGGUGGAGGAGCGCCAGCUGCGAAGGCAACUGACCUUGGGCGCCAAGGCGCAGGAUGUGGUGACGCUGGACGUCGGUGGCAAACUUUACACGGUGAAGAGAGAAACGCUGUGUCUAUGUCGUGGAUCCUUUCUGGCUGAAAUCUUCUCUGGAAGGUGGGACAGUUCGCUUCCACGGGACAAGGCAAAUCACAUCUUUUUGGAUAUCGAUCCGGAGGUCUUUGACGUGCUAUUGGCCUGGCUGCGGGACUGCAAGAUUGGUCAGACCCCUGCGACAGCACCCAGUGGCCGCGUGGCGCCCGAGAAGAUGCAGCACUUUCAGGCUGUGGUGGAUUUCUUCGGGUUGAGACCUUACCUCUCAGUGAAAGGAUUUGGCCCCGAUGCCUGGGGUUCCAAGACGCCUAAGGAGGUCACCGAAGUUGCGCCGGAGCGCUCCUUCCUGAAGGUGGCAGGCUCCUUCCUUCCUUGGCGCAUGGCUGCCACACCUCCGGCACCGACAACCGCGGCCACCUCGGAGCCAGGACUGGUGCCUGCCGCCGCCGUGGCGGCUCCGCCCAAGGUGGUGGGCUGGUCUCAGAAGAAUUCGGACCCACUGGUGGAGCAUGAAGAGGUGAACAUUUGUUGCUUGCCCGACACGCGCAAGCAACGAAAGUGCUGUACCGCGCGGUCCACGCGUGGCUACCAAAGCGGUGUACAUCGAUUUGGAGUGAGACUUCUGAACUCGAGCAACUGCGCUGUGGGCCUCGUGUGUUCCGACUGGAGCUAUGACUCCGAGGCCGACGGCCACUUGGGCCACUUGGGCCACCGCGGCUGGGCCGUGGCAUCUGACGGCAGCACCUGGGCCGAGGGAAGGGAGUUGGAGAGAUUGCCCAUCUCCUUGGGCGAGGGAACUCUCGUGGUCUUCAACUUGGAACUAGGCGCGGCGAAACCACUGCGCAGUGCCACGCUGGAGCUCAAUGGUGUCCUUUUCCGGAAUGUCUUCACUGACCUGCCGGACACUGUGUAUCCGGCCGUCUCCAACACCCUGGGCGCACCGGGGCGUUUUCAGCUGCUGUGUGACUCUGACCUGGAGGCCGUGGCUGCGGCUUCAACCAGCACCGCUGCAAAGGAAUCAGCGGGAUGACACAAAGAUGCGUGCUUGUGUGGUUUGGGACGGGCACCAUUGG